CAGCUGUCGUCGAAGCCUUUCUGUCAUUUCGUAUUUUCACGUUCAUUCUUCAACGAGUUUGUUCUUAAAGAAAUCACGGAAUCAAGAUGUUUGCUCGCGCCGCCGCCAUUUCUCGCACCGGAAUGACCAACCUGGUCCGGUAUUCUCACUCCCAGGGUGGAAUCCCCGGUGAGAACCUGCCUUUCAGCUUGACCAACCGCUACAAGCUGACUGCGUUGUUCAUCGUUUUCCUCGGAUCCGGACUGGGUACCCCAUUCUUCGUUCUGCGACACCAGCUGCUGAAGCAGUAAGAAGGUCACAGUCAGUGGUGGGAGUGCUAUGCUAUUAUAGUGGCGGGAUGGGCGAGUGUCUGGAUUAACCUGGGGCUUAGUUCAUCCGGUCGGAAAUUCUUGACCGGUGAAGAUCUAAAGUUCAAGUAUAAUAGAGCCGUAAUAAAA
Messenger RNA from Ochlerotatus camptorhynchus, 437 nucleotides. Its product is annotated as cytochrome c oxidase subunit 7C, mitochondrial-like. The transcript has 3 exons. Gene Ontology annotation, biological process: mitochondrial electron transport, cytochrome c to oxygen. The record is from RefSeq and is a predicted model, not a curated record. NCBI's taxonomy places the organism in Eukaryota, Metazoa, Arthropoda, Insecta, Diptera, Culicidae. Bases 87 to 290 code for a protein of 67 amino acids.